Messenger RNA from Sapajus apella (tufted capuchin), 2000 nucleotides. It is a transcript of the gene FAM20A, whose product is annotated as FAM20A golgi associated secretory pathway pseudokinase. Bases 4 to 1629 code for a protein of 541 amino acids. Gene Ontology annotation, molecular function: protein serine/threonine kinase activator activity. The record is from RefSeq and is a predicted model, not a curated record. Lineage: Eukaryota; Metazoa; Chordata; Mammalia; Primates; Cebidae. The transcript has 11 exons. Gene Ontology annotation, cellular component: Golgi apparatus.
GCCAUGCCCGGGCUGCGCCGGGGCCGCUUGCUGACCCUGCUGCUGCUGGGCGCGCUGCUCUCCGCCGACCUCUACUUCCACCUCUGGCCCCAAGUGCAGCGCCAGCUGCGGCCCCGGGAGCGCCCGCGGGGGUGCCCGUGCGCCGGCCGCGCCUACCUGCCCGCGCCGGACUCGGCCGCAGCCGCCUCGGACCCCGGCACGAUCGUGCACAACUUUUCCCGAGCCGGGACCCGGACUGAGCCGGCUGGCGGCAGCCGCAGAGACUCGGGCUCCAAGCUCCAGGCCCUCUUUACCCACCCGCUGUACAACGUCGCGGAGGAGCCGCCUCUCGUGGGACCCGAGGACUCGCUCCUGGCCAGCCAGGAGGCGCUGCGGUAUUACCGGAGGAAGGUGGCCCGCUGGAACAGGCGACACAAGAUGUACAGAGAGCAGAUGAACCUCACCUCCCUGGACCCCCCAGUGCAGCUCCGACUCGAGGCCAGCUGGGUCCAAUUCCACCUGGGUAUUAACCGGCAUGGGCUCUACUCCCAGUCCAAUCCUAUUGUCAGCAAACUUCUGCAAGAUAUGAGGCACUUUCCCACCAUCAGUGCUGAUUACAGUCAAGAUGAGAAAGCCUUGCUUGGGGCAUGUGACUGCACCCAGAUUGUGAAACCCAGUGGGGUCCACCUCAAGCUGGUGCUGAGGUUCUCAGAUUUCGGGAAGGCCAUGUUCAAACCCAUGAGACAGCAGCGAGAUGAAGAGACGCCCGUAGACUUCUUCUACUUCAUUGACUUUCAGAGACACAAUGCUGAGAUCGCAGCUUUCCAUCUGGACAGGAUUCUGGACUUCCGACGGGUGCCACCAACAGUGGGGAGGCUAGUGAAUGUCACCAAGGAAAUCCUAGAGGUCACCAAGAAUGAAAUCCUGCAGAGUGUUUUCUUUGUCUCUCCAGCCAGCAACAUGUGCUUCUUCGCCAAGUGUCCAUACAUGUGCAAGACGGAGUAUGCUGUCUGUGGCAACCCACACCUGCUGGAGGGCUCCCUCUCCGCCUUCCUGCCGUCCCUCAACCUGGCCCCCAGGCUGUCUGUGCCCAACCCCUGGAUCCGCUCCUACUCACUGGCAGGAAAAGAGGAGUGGGAGGUCAAUCCCCUUUACUGUGACACAGUGAAACAGAUCUACCCGUACAACAACAGCCAGCGGCUCCUCAAUGUCAUCGACAUGGCCAUCUUCGAUUUCUUGAUAGGAAAUAUGGACCGGCACCAUUACGAGAUGUUCACCAAGUUCGGGGACGAUGGGUUCCUUAUUCACCUUGACAAUGCCAGAGGGUUCGGACGACACUCCCAUGAUGAAAUCUCCAUCCUCUCGCCUCUCUCUCAGUGCUGCAUGAUAAAAAAGAAAACACUUUUGCACCUGCAGCUGCUGGCCCAAGCCGACUAUAGACUCAGCGAUGUGAUGCGAGAGUCACUGCUAGAAGACCCGCUCAGCCCUGUACUCACUGAACCCCACCUCCUUGCCCUGGAUCGAAGGCUCCAAACCAUCCUAAGGACAGUAGAGGGGUGCAUAGCGGCCCAUGGAGAGCAGAGUGUCAUAGCCGAUGGCCCAGUGGAACAAUUGGCUCCAGACUCUGGCCAGGCUAACUUGACAAGCUAAGGGCUAGAAGAGUCCAGUUUCAGAAAAUACGCCUGGAGCCAGAGGAGCAGACUCAAGAGUGCAGACCCUGCUUCCUCACCUCCACUUGUUAAUGCUGGAGGUCAAGUCAGCUAGGAAGGAAGCAGAGCAUUUUCUGAAACAGCAAGUGGGGGGCCACAGAACUUGAUCUUAACUCCUGGGUGCACUGCUUCUGUAGUGCAUUGCCUUGCGCCAUUUUUCCCAAAAAGCACUGGCUUCAUCAGGGCCACAGAUGACCUCCUCAGUGCACUGGGAAAUCUGGAUAUGGGUCAGACUUGGCAGGUUUGGCAGCCUGGAUCCCAGAAGAGUACUAACUGUAACAGGUCAAAUAAAAGGACGCCAAGUGGAUACCU